AUAGGUGAUAUUGAAUAUUUUCCCCACCACGAAAUAUGCCCAAAUCUUCCCCAAUUUCAAUUUUCAAUGCAACCUCAGAAAUUCCCUUCUUUUUUAAACCAACCCUCCUAUUUCCCAGUUCCCACCACCUUCCGGAGUCGUGACCCUUCUCCCCUAUAAAUACAUCUCCUUCCCCCAACCCGCCUCCUCACAAACCCUAUCUCCUCUCUUUCUUUUCCCCCAAUGCUGACCGCCACACAUUUCUAGAUAGAUAGAUAGAUAAUCACUUUACUCUUUCUUUUGUUUGGGCCUCCUUCCUUCAGAACCCUGCUGGUUUUCUUUGUCUGCAAUGCUUGAAUAACUCGGAAGGACACUUUUUCUAUUCAUUCAUUUUUUCUGGGUUUUGAUUUUUUUCAUUUUUAGGCUAAACCAAUUCUGGGUUUUGAAUAGCAUCCUUCUUGUUGCCCCCAUUUUGUUAUUGGGUCCAUGGAAGCUGGGAUUUUGGUGUCUUCCCCAACCUCUUCCUCGCCUCUAUCUACUCCCAUUCCCUCUGUGAUUCUAACCCAGGACGAGUUGAAGAAAAUCGCAGCCUACAAAGCCGUGGAGUAUGUCGAGUCCGGCAUGGUCCUCGGCCUUGGUACCGGCUCCACCGCUAAGCACGCCGUGGACCGAAUCGGCGAGCUUUUGCACCAGGGAAAGCUCCAGAACAUCGUCGGAAUACCCACUUCUAAGAAGACCCAUGAACAAGCUCUGUCCGUGGGAAUUCCAUUGUCGGACCUCGAUUCGCACCCUGUUCUUGAUCUCGCGAUCGACGGCGCCGAUGAGGUCGAUCCCCACCUCAAUUUGGUCAAAGGCCGAGGUGGGUCGCUAUUGAGGGAGAAGAUGGUUGAAGGUGCUUGUAGGAAAUUUGUGGUUAUCGUUGAUGAGUCCAAGCUUGUUAAGCAUUUGGGGGGCAGUGGGCUCGCUAUGCCGGUUGAGAUUGUGCCCUUUUGCUGGAAAUUCACGGCCAAAAGGCUGCAAGACUUGUUUGAGGACGCGGGUUGUGUUGGAAAGCUCAGGACUUUUGGUGAAAAUGGCGAGCCUUUUGUGACAGACAAUGGCAAUUACAUUGUGGACUUGUAUUUCAAGAAAGAUAUUGGGGAUUUAAAGGCAGCCAGUGACGCAAUUUUGCAGCUUGCUGGAGUUGUUGAGCAUGGAAUGUUCCUGGACAUGGCAACCACUGUGAUUGUCGCAAGCGAGCUUGGUAUCACGGUGAAGAAUAAGUAGUAGGUCAUGUAAUUUCGGAGCUAGUUCGAGAUGGGCAUCUAACUUAUUACAUGUAGGAGCAAUUUAUAUGGACUUGGUUUCCAAUCGAACUGUCGAAGACUGGGUCUUUAUUGUAACGAGGGAAGUUUUUUCUCCUAGAAUUAAUUUACACUAUUUUUUGGGAGGGUCUCCUAACAUUUUGAUAUUUUCUUUGAUCCAUUGAGCAAGAAAUAUUACAAAGUUUGGAUUUUUUGGGUAGCUGAAUGACUGGCAGUUUAUGUUUGAUGAUGGCUGUCAUGUUGCUUUGAUAUAAACUCGACCGCAUUAGUAAUGGAAUGUUCUCACUUUUUACAAAGAGACAUCCAUGAAUUUGAAUGGAAUGGUUCAGAUUUUCAAUUGCAGUUACACUGUGUAGUUACUAUCAUUGAAUUGCAUAAUCUUUGUAUUCUCAUCAGGACUAUUUUUCACCUUGUAAAUGAAUUCAAGAUCAGAAAAGGGUACCUAGUGUUAUAAUUUUUUCCAUUGAAAUUUUGCAGUAAUUCUUAGCCCCCAAAUAAGUGAUUUGGUCAUUACAAAGGUGUUCUUUAUCAAUGCGGAGAACCCACGGACAGGGAGAUGUUCUCAUUGAUAUGCAGCUUUGUGAAAUGGAUGCAAAUACUAUUUAGGAGAUGACUAUCAAUGUGGGAGUUGAUGAGACCAGAAGAAUAAGACGAAUGAAAAUCUUGAUCAAGGAACAUGCAUUGAACCUCAAAUGGCAGGGGACACGGUGAAAGAGGAAAGAAACAUUUCUUUCAAGAUUAUGGUUGGCAAAUCUGAAGAGAUUGUUUGUUGCGCAGAAGCAUGUUGCACGACAGUGUCCGGGGUGUUGAUGGGCAAUACUUCCAAGUGAAAUUAUAAUAAGGAAAUUCUACAGAGUCCCUAGCUUUAUCCUGGUUUUUACUAGGAGAAUUGACGGCGGCAACCUCAUGAUGAUAUGGAAGUUAUUGGCCAGGUACUAUCUGACUUGUUUUCACUUGUCCUAACCACUGCCAUAUUGACAUUUUAUGGCGCAUUUUGUACUUCGCUUGAUGUCUGCAUUCUGGUAUGCAGACAAAUUCACCCAAGAUAUGCUCAUAAUGUUCCUCUCCUUUGGAAUGGUGGGGAGGGAGCGUUUGAUUCUUUCCAUGGUAGUUAAUGUCAUCUUCAUUGCUUUCUAACUUUUAACACGACUCGACUUUGGGAUUCUUUCGAGGAGCCUGUCUGCAAAGUAAACAAGAUCUCUGGUAUAUGCUCAUUCUUAGUUUGUAGACAGCUUUGCUCACGUUCAUUCUUGUCUCAUAGGCCGUACUUCUUUAGAGGUUUGGUUAUCAUCAGAUUAAGAAAAAAAUUGAUCUGUUAAGCAAUGCUUUCGCCACAAAACAAAAUGAACACAACUGGAAAUGGUUUUGAGAUUAGGAAAUGGACAAUUGUCAAUUCA
This is a messenger RNA of Prunus mume (Japanese apricot), 2680 nucleotides long. The record is from RefSeq and is a predicted model, not a curated record. NCBI's taxonomy places the organism in Eukaryota, Viridiplantae, Streptophyta, Magnoliopsida, Rosales, Rosaceae.